AUGCAGGGUCACGGGAGGUGCUUCAAACUCUUUCUUGCAUUUGCGCUACUUUUGCUACAAAAUGUCAAAGGAGGAGAAGUUGGCCGCAGCGACAACGAUGCUAAUGCGACCGGGACUUGCCUAGAGAGGGAAAGGCAAGCACUCCUUGCAUUCAAACGUGGCCUGGUGGAUGAGUACAACAGCCUCUCUUCAUGGAGUUCGGAAUCCCAUAAACAAGAUUGUUGCAGAUGGAUUGGAGUCUCUUGUAACAACCAAACUGGCCAUGUUAUUCAACUUGAUCUUGAAGAUUAUCUUUCAAAAGGUAAGAUGAUUAGUCCUAAAUUGAUUGAGUUGCAACAUUUACAACAUUUAGACCUUGGAUAUAUUGAUUUCAAUGGGAGCCAAAUUCCAGAUUCCGUUGGUUCUCUAACUAAUCUAAGGUAUCUAGAUCUCUCUUCCUGUAAUUUUGGUGGUCAAAUUCCAAGUCAGAUUGGAAACCUCACGCAAUUGCAAUAUCUCCACCUCGGCGGUAAUCAGUUUAAUGUAGAAAAUCUUAAUUGGCUCCCUGGUCUUUCUUCUCUAACCAAUUUGGACCUAUGGCACGUCAAUCUCAGUAAUAUUUUCGAUUGGCUAGAAGCAGUUAAUAAGCUCCCUAAACUAAGACACUUGGAUCUAAGGGACUGCAGUCUUCCUCCUCCUCCACCUAGAAUUCAUUCCACUCCUUUUUCUAACAUAAAUUCUUCCACAUCUCUUACACAUCUUAAUCUCAGAGACAACCAUCUCACUUCUUCAAUUUUUCUUUGGUUGUCCAACUACACUACUGCAAGCCUUGUUGACCUUAACCUCUCUGAAAACAAUCUAACCGGUUUAAUUCCCGAUGUCAUUGGAAACAUGAGCUCUCUUGUAAAUCUGGUUCUCUCUGAUAACCAGAUUGAAGGAGGAAACCCGAAUUCGUUUGCUAGGCUAUGUAGUUUGCAAUUCCUAGAGAUUCCAGGAAAUCGUCUGAGUGGACAAUUAUCCAAGUUUGUUCAGCUUUUGCCCACAUGUGCUCAAAAUUCAUUAGAGACUUUGGAUCUCUCUCACAAUGAUCUUGCUGGCUCAUUAACUAAUCUUACAACUCUUUCAUCUUUGCAAAUCUUGUCUCUGAAUAAUAAUCAAUUGACCGGAAGAAUACCUGAAAGUAUUGGGCAAAUGUCUCAACUGGAACACAUCGAUUUUGGCAUGAACUCUUUGGAAGGGGUGGUAUCAGAAACCCAUUUCUCCCAUCUCCACAAAUUAAGUUCUUUGGAUUUAUCCUCUAACUCACUUGUUUUAAACUUCCCUGCUGAUUGGGUUCCUCCUUUCCAAUUGGAUACCAUAUUUUUGUCAUCUUGCAAGAUGGGUCCACAUUUCCCAAAAUGGCUUCAAACUCAGAAUGAUUGUUUGGCCCUUGAUAUUUCGGAUGCUGAGAUUUCUGAUAUCCUUCCAAGUUGGUUCUGGAGUAUGUUCUGUAACUCGAUAUUUAUUAAUCUCUCCAACAACCAAAUCAGAGGAAUUUUUGCAAAUUUGACGACCGUGAAUUUUGCAAUCUUCCCAGAAGUAUAUUUGAGUUCGAACCAAAUACAAGGUCCAAUUCCAUCAACUCUAUUACAAGCCUCAUAUUUGGAUCUCUCCAAUAAUAACAUUUCAGGAUCUCUUUCUUUCUUGUGUGCAAGUGCAACGAGUUUAACGUUUCUAAAUCUCUCAAGCAACAGUGUUUCUGGAGAACUUCCUGAUUGUUGGAACAAGUUGGAGAAUCUAGUCAUGCUUGAUUUGAGUAACAAUGCUUUUUCUGGAAAAAUUCCAAUGACAAUGGGCUCUUUGUUUAAAAUCGAAACAUUGAAAUUAAGAAACAACAGUUUUGCUGGAGAAUUGCCAUCAUCCUUGAAGAAUUACACAAGUUUAGAAGUUAUUGAUCUAGGAAAUAAUAAAUUAUCAGGACCAAUACCUACAUGGUUAGGGGUCAGCUUCAAGAAUUUGGUUAUCCUGAUGCUUUUCUUUAAUAACUUCAAUGGAAGCAUGCCCCCACAAUUAUGUCAUCUAGUACACAUUCAAAUUUUGGAUUUCUCUAUGAACAACAUCUCUGGAAGCAUACCCAAAUGCCUCAACAAUUUGAUUGCUCUGUCUCAGAAAGGAAAUUCAAGUCUAACCAGCACACAUUAUUAUAGGAAAGAAAAUGAUAAGAUGGUAUUUCCUGGUAAUAGUUAUGAGGAUGAUGCAACUUUCAUAUGGAAAGGAAGAAUGUCCACAUACAAAAGUAUUUUGGGGCUAGUGAAAAGAAUUGAUCUGUCAAGCAAUAGAUUAACAGGGGAGAUUCCAAGUGAAAUCACUCAUCUUGUGGAAUUGGUUUCUUUAAACCUUUCGAGAAACCAGUUAACAGGUCAAAUAACUCCAGAGAUCGGAAAAUUGCAGUCACUGGAUUCUCUUGAUUUAUCGAGAAACCGGAUAAGUGGAAGAAUUCCAACGAGCCUUGCUCGAAUAGAUCGUCUCGCUGUCUUGGACUUGUCAUAUAACAACUUGUCGGGCCAAAUUCCAAUCGGGACUCAGCUCCAAAGCUUUGAUCGCUCUGUUUAUGCUGAAAAUCCUCAACUCUGUGGAGCUCCACUUCUAAAGAUGUGUGCUGAUCCCUCUGAGUAUAGCAAUACAGAGGAUACAGAUGAGCUUAUAACACUGGGAUUUUACAUCAGUAUGGCGCUUGGGUUUGCUGCAGGAUUUUGGGGAGUUUGCUUCACUUUGAUAUUCAAGAGGUCAUGGCGAUACGAAUACUUCAAGUUCCUGAAUGGUUUAAAUGAUUGGCUUUAUGUGAGAGUAGCUUUGAUCAAGCGGCAACUCAAGGAUAUGCUUAAUUGAUAAGAUCUCUGAGGCGACAUCCAUGCUUCACUUGACUUGAACAGUGAACCGUUGCCAUGGAAGCAAUAAUAUAUCUGCAGAAGUUUUCAAGUAUAUAUUGGAUUAAUAUUGCUCAACUCCAUUAUAAAGAUUUGUGUCUUUUUUGUAAAGAAUUAUGUAGUGGGAAUUUUCCUUGGCAAAUGAUUUGUUACUUGUCUUGUUUGUAAGAACUUGAU
Molecule: messenger RNA, 3062 nt
Organism: Prunus mume (Japanese apricot)
Lineage: Eukaryota; Viridiplantae; Streptophyta; Magnoliopsida; Rosales; Rosaceae
Source: RefSeq, a predicted model, not a curated record